UCGUCGUAGGGAUAUAAACAGCAGCGGAAGCACAUUGAGGGCAGUCGCGGGGUAGUAAUCAACUUUUUAAUCUUGGCGGGCAAGUUUGACGAUAUUAAUUACAGUGACCAUUACGUCAGUAUAGCAGCCAAGCUCCUUGCACUCUUUUCUCGAUGUGGGAAAUGAGAGGCUGAUGGUGAAAAUGCCAGUGUGAUACUUUAGUAGUCGUUUUUAACUGGUGUGUUUGGAUGCCACUCUCGUCUCUUGGUAGCAGCUUCCGUUGACUCAUCAAUUUUGAGAUGGAUCACUGCAAUGAUUUCGACACUGGCGACUGCACUUCACCGGAUGCAUUCAAACUUGCCGCCCGGCUCCAAUUCCAGAGUGUCAGCAACAUCCAGAUCAUCAUCAAUGAGCAUUUGGGAGAAGUCACCAAGGCACAAACAGUGUUCCAUGCCUUUGCACCACCAUCCCACGAUGAAGAUCCAAACUAUGGUCUGACUGUCAGCGUCAUUGGAAAGACAACAUUGCCAGGGCCUGUCCAAAUAUGGAGCCAGGAGUAUGGCAAGUUCAUGAGAUUAUUGAAUGAUGACACAUUCUGGAUGGAAAAGGGUGGGUUGGAUCCAAGCUCGCAAGGAUCACUUGAAGGUUUACUAGACCAGGCUGUCUCAGACUGCAUGCUUGUGCCGAUUAAGAGGCCUGACAAUCACCAUUUCUUCCUGGUGGUGGCUCUUGUAAACAAACAAGAAGAACAUGAUGCUUUUGGUUCUCUAGAUCUUCAGGCUGUGCAUCAGUGCUUUCAGCAAGUCUUGGGGACGCUGGUCGGUGCCGUUGAACUAGAGGAAGAAAGACGGCUCCGAGUACAAUGCCAAUCACUGCUGUCGGUGGCCAAAAAUCUUUUCUCUCACUUGGACGAUGUGGAUGAACUACUAAAGGAGAUUAUGAGCCAGGCCCGUAACUUGACCAAAGCCGAGCGUUGCUCGCUGUUCUUGCAUGACAAGCAGCGCAAAUGUCUGGUGGCAAAGGUUUUUGAUGGGUCGACGUCAUCUGAGUCAGGACAGUGGAGCACGACCGAUAGGCGCCAGCUCGAUAUUCCCCUUGAUCGAGGCAUCCUAGGUCACGUGGCUACCACGGGCCAUUUACUUAAUAUCGCCGAUGCCUACUCACACCCACUCUUCUACAAGGACAUUGACAUAGCCACAGGAUUCAAAACGAGGAAUAUUUUGUGUUUCCCGAUAAAAGAUGGCGAUGACGUGCUAGGCGUAGCGGAAUUGUGCAACAAGACCAGUGCUCCUUGCUUUACGCGGGUAGACGAGGAAUCGGCCAUGUCCUUUUCCAUUUACUGCGGGAUUUCUCUCGUGAAAGGUCUCAUGUACAAGAAAGUGCAAGACGCGCAGCAUCGGAGUCGACUUAGUAACGAGCUAAUGAUGUAUCACAUGAAGGUUUCGAACGAGGAAACGCUCAAACUACUUCACGAGGACAACAUGCACAACAUUGACAAAAACUUUUGCGAGUUUCAAUUCGUGCCACGUUCAAUGGAAGAGCUCCAGACGCCGGCCGCUGUGGUGGCCGUGUUUCACGAUCUGGGUCUCAUGGAACGCUGGUCGAUAAAUCAAGAAACACUCAGCAGGUUUGUCUUGAUGGUGCGAAAAGGAUACCGUGAUCCACCCUAUCACAACUGGAUGCACGCCUUUUCAGUGUUCCACUUUACCUACGUCCUCAUCAAGCGGCUCAGACUGGUUCAACAAGAAUAUUUGACGGACUUGGAGGCUUUGGCCUUGUUGGUAUCGAGUUUAUGUCAUGACAUUGACCACCGAGGCACCACCAAUUCGUUCCAGCUGGCUUCCAACUCACUUCUGGCUGCCCUAUACAGUUCAGAAGGAUCCGUCAUGGAGCGACAUCACUUCGCUCAAACUAUGUGUAUUAUUAAUACUCUGGGUUGCAACAUCUUUGAAAACCUGUCGUCGGUAGAUUACACCCGGUGUCUUGAUUUGAUGCAGGAUAUUAUUCUUGCCACUGAUGUAUCGCAUCACUUAAGCAUAUUCAGGAAAUUAGAAGAUCUCGCGACUUCCGGCUUCGAAAAAAAUCGAGCCGAUCACCAUCAGUUACUUUUGUUCUUGAUGAUGACCACCGCCGAUCUUUCAGAUCAAACAAAAGAUUGGAACAGUUCAAAGAACGCUGCGCUGCUCGUUUAUCACGAAUUUUUUUCCCAAGGAGAUUUAGAAAAGAAAAUGGGAAAUCGGCCAGAUGAAAUGAUGGAUAGGGAAAAAGCCUGCAUACCUACUCUGCAAAUUCAGUUUAUCGAUGACGUCGCUCUUCCCGUCUACUCGUUGCUUGCUCAACUCUUCCCGGAGCUGAGUGUGCUCGUCGACACGGUAAGCAGUAAUCGUAAGAAAUGGGUAAUGACGCUAGAAGAUGGUCACGUUGUUUCGCCAAUGGAAACAUUGACUAACGACAAUGAUUAAUUCUCGCCAAGAUGAAUUACGUCAUUCUAGUCCUUAAUUCAAUCACACUGAACUCUCACCCUUCUCCUUCGUCUGAAUUUUUCAGAAAUGUUCCACUCGUUCUUUUUUGGUUUUGUUUUACGUCACAUGAUUUCCUUUCUUGUGUGUGCGUGAGAGUGCCUGUGUGUGUGUGAAUGACCGUAUUAUAAAUGCGUCCGUCGUGAAUCGGACACGUUUGUACGACUGACCAACCAAAGAGAUAAUUUUUCUUUAUGAACUUUAUCAGCGCUGGUUGUCGUUGUCAAAUCAAUAGUUUUUUUUUCCUUCACGUUUCCAACCGCAACCGGUGCUUGUGCCAAUAAGGAGCUUAAAUACCUCUAUUAUCUUUUUUCUCUCGACCUCUUGUUGUUCUGUUUUUCAUUGACAAAAUAAUCUGAAAAAUGUUUAGCCGUUCGUAUAUUUGUUAGUCAGCACAGACAACCAGAUACCCACUCGUUUCUCAUCAUUCGAUCUAUUUUACUUUUCGUGUACUUCAUUUAUUAUCUUUGUCUCUCAUGUACUUUAAUAAUAGCAUAUUAUUAUUUUUGAGUU
Daphnia pulicaria is the source of this 3011-nucleotide messenger RNA. Its product is annotated as cGMP-dependent 3',5'-cyclic phosphodiesterase-like. NCBI's taxonomy places the organism in Eukaryota, Metazoa, Arthropoda, Branchiopoda, Diplostraca, Daphniidae. Gene Ontology annotation, cellular component: synaptic membrane; mitochondrial outer membrane; mitochondrial inner membrane. The transcript has 14 exons. Bases 279 to 2441 code for a protein of 720 amino acids. Gene Ontology annotation, molecular function: 3',5'-cyclic-GMP phosphodiesterase activity; 3',5'-cGMP-stimulated cyclic-nucleotide phosphodiesterase activity; 3',5'-cyclic-AMP phosphodiesterase activity. Gene Ontology annotation, biological process: negative regulation of receptor guanylyl cyclase signaling pathway; cGMP catabolic process; regulation of mitochondrion organization. The record is from RefSeq and is a predicted model, not a curated record.